This is a messenger RNA of Durusdinium trenchii, 1011 nucleotides long. The record is from the annotation of a GenBank genome assembly. Lineage: Eukaryota; Dinophyceae; Suessiales; Symbiodiniaceae.
AUGACGGCGCGAGCAGCGAAAAGGGAUCGACUGCCGAGACUUUACAAAGAUGCGCUGUCCAAGAAAUCGAAAGAGUACUGGGACUAUGAGAGGAUGAUCGUAAAAUGGGGCGUCCUGGACGACUACGAAGUCACACAGAAGAUCGGACGGGGCAAAUAUAGUGAGGUGUUCACAGGAUUCCACGUUCCGACCAACAAGAAAUGUGUCAUCAAAAUUCUGAAGCCAGUCAAAAAGAAGAAGAUUAAGCGCGAGAUUAAGAUCCUGCAGAAUGUAAGUGGGGGUCCCAACAUCGUCGAGCUGUUGGAUGUUGUGCGAGAUCCUCUCACAAAAACACCUUGCUUGGUCUUCGAAUGGAUUGACAAUCAAGAUUGGAAGACGCUCUAUCCCAAACUGACUCCCUACGACAUCAAGUUUUAUUUGUACCAGGUCUUGAAGGCCCUCGACUACAGCCACUCUCAAGGCCUAAUGCACCGUGACGUGAAGCCACACAAUGUCAUGAUCGACCACGAGAAAAGGAAGGUGCGAUUGAUCGAUUGGGGCCUUGCGGAGUUCUACCAUCCAUUGAAUGAGUACAAUGUCAGGGUAGCUUCGCGUCACUACAAGGGCCCUGAGCUUUUGGUCGAUGACAUGCUCUAUGAUUAUUCGCUUGAUAUUUGGAGUUUUGGCUGCAUGCUGGCAGGGCUCACUUUUCGCAAGGAGCCAUUCUUUGCUGGUGCCGACAAUGUCGACCAGCUCUACAAAAUCGCGAGGGUGCUGGGCACUGAUCUUCUGGAAGAGUACCUGGAUGCCUAUGAUCUUGAGCUGGAACUGGAGGUCGAGCAGCGUUUGGGGAAGCUUCCACGGAAGCCGUGGUCGUCCUUCAAGAACAAGGAAAACUCUGAUCGCUGCUCCCCAGAGGCACUCGACCUCAUAGAUAAGAUGCUGCGCUACGACCCGGCUGCACGGAUCCUGCCCAAGGAGGCGAUGGCGCAUGCCUUUUUCGCGGAUGUCCGGAAGGAGAAAGAGAAAUGA